Molecule: messenger RNA, 1484 nt
Organism: Lethenteron reissneri (Far Eastern brook lamprey)
Lineage: Eukaryota; Metazoa; Chordata; Hyperoartia; Petromyzontiformes; Petromyzontidae
Product: interferon-induced very large GTPase 1-like
Source: RefSeq, a predicted model, not a curated record
AGGGAGUCGACAGCAUCUUCCCGUGCGAUGCGGUGACGUGCGGGUAGCACCCGCCUCUUCUUCCAAGACAUCUGAGCAGCGUGGAAGAGUAGACCAAACACCCUCCCUCUCGAGAGGGGCUCUCUGGAGCGCCCUCUGGUGGAGAGGCCUCUUUCACUAGAGGGAUGUCUGUAUCUUUUCCUUCAGGAGAGGAGAGUCAGGCGCUGCAAAGAGCUGCUGACAUCGCCGAGUCUCCACUCCCAGCAAUGUCUGGAGAUGAAGACGAGGAGCGCUCAAGCCAGGCUCGAGAUGAACUUGCACGAAAGCUCAGAGACGUGGGUCUUGACGAGGUUUACUGGAAACAGAAACUGCGCGAGGUUCUGCUAAUUUCUAGUGCACAGGCGCUGCUUCACCUCGACCGUCAGGAAUGCAAAGAACUGGACUCGCAUUUCCGUAAAUCGUGGGAAAAGCGGGCGUUUUAUGCAAUGGUUGGCUUUGAUGCUGUUCGUGAUGAAGAGGUAAUGAGCUUGGUUCCACAUACACAAAAUGAGAAUAUGUUGCCUUCUGUCGUGUCUGAUAAAAUGAAUGAGCAAGCCCAAGCAACGGGAAAUUAUGUGUCAAGCCAUUGUGUGUCAGAUGAGAUUUUACAAAAUGCCUCUGGGGGGCUUGCUCUAGAGGGAGUGUACAUGGGUGGGAAGUUGGAGGAUAUAUUAGAGAAGAGAGGGAAACUUCUGACAAUCCCACAAACAUUCCAGUUCGUGGAUCCGGUCCACACACCUAUGACACAACAACACGAGUUUAUUUCUUUCAGUGAAGAAUCCGUGUUCAAGAAGAGCAUGGAAGUCAUGGGCUUCAGCAGCACUGCCUCAAAGCAAGGUUGUGCCUCUACCUUGAGUAGAAAACCAAUCUCAAUGCAAACAAAGUCAUUUAAUCUUAAGGAGAUGCAAAAUAUUCAGCCUCAUCAUUCCUAUAUUUCCAGGACAGAGUACACGUACCUGCCAUUAGCCUCAGGGCAUCUUCAAAGGACACAACUCAGGCUGUCUGAUGCAGCCCUGAAGGAGCUACAAAAUAUUGAGAACACCUUGGAAAACACGAAAGAAGAUUUCAAAAGCACCAGGCUAACCAGCAUGAUCAGAGGCUUCUUCCACAAAUUCGGCUCUCACGCAAACGAGGGACCCCUCGAAUUUGGAGGAAUAUUUUGGAGGAAGGCGUCGGCUCAAGGUUUCAGUUUAGAUCAGCAAGAUGAAAUGAAACGUCUCUUGUCCAAGUUAUUGGGAUCCACCAUUGGUGCUGAUUGUGACAGUCGUACGACUACUGAUGCGGGCGCUGCAAUGACCACUGAGCCAGCUGCAAGUGGCUCUGGCCAGCGCGGCCCGGUGCUCACUGAUAUGGUGAAGAUCACUCCUGCGCGUGAAGGGCAGAAGAGGCGGGCGCACCACGUGUCGCGAGCCCCCGAGGAGGAGGAGGAGGAAGCGGCGGCGUCCAUCACCACGGCCCGCUGCUGA